ACAGUUGGCGGGGUGAAUAACCUUGGAACCGGCUUUGAGUUAGAGCGCAUUUCAAUGUUGACGUUCGAACCAAUCAGUCGAAUAGCUGUUAAAAUAAAUAAAUUGUCAUUUUUUGACUCAUGAGGUAGUCAUGAGUUUAUUGUUCUAAUGAGUCCACGUAACUUUACUUCAUCUCAGAAAAAUUUUCCAAAAUACCCAUCCAUCAACGAAUAUUCCUUCGGUCGGUUUUAUAUGAUGAAAACACUUAUUAGGAGACCAUAUAAGUCCAAAAGAUUCAUAAAAGAGCUGAUUUCUAUACUUCUAGGAAUAGGUUAUGACCUUCGUUAUUGAUAAAGUCUGAAUUAUGUAGCACUUGUCCUCAGUGGGCGAACAUGUCUUUUUCAAUAUGAUUACAUGGCGAGACUAUAACUUUUUGACGAACCAACCAAAUGCUGUCUACCUACUUGAAUCAGCAGUCAUUUUUUGGAAAAGUAAAAACAUUAUCCAAUCAGUCCGAAAACUAACUAUGGUUGCGUCUUCUCAGUUGUUAAAAUACAACGAUGAGUCAAAUGUUUGGGACCACGUUUAGUUUUAUUCUUUAAAACAUUUGCUUUAUUCUAUGUUCUUUAUCCGAAAUAUGAGUCGACUGUGGGUUAUUGUGUUUUCAAAUGUGCACCUAUUUUAUCACUUGUUGCAUUUGUUUAUAUGUAUGGGGUUAAGAUACCAAACAAUCAAGCCUAUUCUUUAAAAAUUUUUCUUGGUCUUCUAUUCUCUUGUUUAGGCGAUGCAUUUUUGGUAUGGCCUAGUCUUCUUAUUCCUGGCAUGGCUAUGUUUGCCAUUACACAUAUAUUAUACAUUUACGCAUUUGGUUUUCAACGUUUAAAACUAUCUAUAUUGUUCAUUUUACUACCAAUACUUCUCUGUGUAUGUGUUUCUAUAAAAGAAGGACUAGACGGUAUCAAUACACUUGUUAUUCCAGCUUAUGGAUUAAUAUUAGUAAUUAUGGUAUGGCGUGCAUUAGCCCAAUUAACUAAACAUGAAUAUUCUAUACCAUGGACAUGUAUAGCUUCUGCCGUUGGUGGAUUACUAUUUGGUGUAUCUGAUACUAUAUUGGGAAUUUGUUUAUUCUCUAGUGAUAUAUCGUCAUUUAAAUGUAAUUUAAUUUUACCAACGUAUUAUGCUGGUCAGUUGUUGAUUUCUGUAUCUGUUGUUGAUAGCCAUUUAACAUCAAUAAAAACGAGUCCAUAUCAUGAAGAUAAAAAGCAGUAGUAGUUGCGUUCCUUUAUUAAAUAAAAAGCCUUUUCUUCCAUCACCUGUUUAUUUUCUCUGCUUUUUGACAUAUAUUUGUCUUCAUUACUUCUUUGUACUUUUUAGCUUGCUUAUUAUUUCACGAUGUGUUCAUAUUGUUGUUCAUAGUUGAUGAUAAAUAAAUAAACGCUUAUUUUUGC
This is a messenger RNA of Schistosoma guineensis, 1427 nucleotides long. NCBI's taxonomy places the organism in Eukaryota, Metazoa, Platyhelminthes, Trematoda, Strigeidida, Schistosomatidae. The record is from the annotation of a GenBank genome assembly.